GGCGUCGUCCAGACUGCUGAUAUACCAUUCAUGCCAUUUUUAGAAGAGGGUAGAGAACAGCAUAUAUUUAUGGAAUCAAAAUAUGAAUUGCAUGAAAAAUAUGGCAUCACUAAAGAAAUCGGUCAACAGGCUUUUGUACUUGUUCGACCUGAUCUAUAUGUUGCUAGCGCAGUGUUUGAAGAUGAUAUUAAAGAAUUAAAGGAUUUUUUAGAAGAAUAUUUGGUCAAAGCAGAUAGAUUAUAA
This is a messenger RNA of Cetraspora pellucida, 243 nucleotides long. NCBI's taxonomy places the organism in Eukaryota, Fungi, Glomeromycota, Glomeromycetes, Diversisporales, Gigasporaceae. The record is from the annotation of a GenBank genome assembly.